CUUUAAUUAUUCCUAAAGAAUCACAGCGCAGCGGAGAGGGAAAGGCGCGUCUCCAACUCUCCUACGAUUCUUCCGAUCGUAGCUGCGCUUGCAAACCUCUUUCAUCGGAGAGAUCCGUCCUCUCGCUGGCGCAGCCCUAAAUUCUAUCCCGCGAUAUCUCUCCGCCGCCAUUCGGCUUCUGAUCUGCGAAAAUGGCUAAUGCGGCAUCAGGAAUGGCUGUGCAUGAUGAGUGCAAGCUGAAAUUUCUGGAAUUGAAGGCAAAGAGAACCCACAGAUUCAUAAUUUAUAAGAUUGAGGAGAAGCUUAAGCAAGUCAUUGUUGAGAAGGUGGGUGAACCUUCUCUGACCUAUGAGGAUUUUAUCGCUAGCCUUCCUGCUGAUGAAUGCAGAUACGCAAUCUAUGACUUUGAUUUUGUGACUGAAGAGAACUGCCAGAAAAGCAAAAUCUUUUUCAUUGCAUGGUCGCCUGACACGUCCAGAGUGAGGAGCAAGAUGAUUUACGCAAGUUCAAAAGAUAGGUUUAAGAGAGAAUUGGAUGGUAUCCAGGUUGAAUUGCAAGCUACUGACCCCACUGAGAUGGGCCUUGAUGUCAUUAAGGGCCGUGCUAAUUAAGGCUUUGUUUGGGACAGCUUUUUAUUGCUUCUUAAAACGGAUUUUUUGUUAAAAAAUUAAAAUUUUUUACUUAAAUUCAGUUUUAAGAAGCAAUAAAAAAGCCGUCCCAAAUGAAGCUUAAGUUUGAUGAUCAGGCUUUGCAAAUGGUGAUUUCUCUUUUCAGUAUGUGGUUUAUUUAAUGCAAUGUUUAUAGUUUCAUGGGAUGCUAAAUUUUCUAAAUGUUAUAUGGGCUUGUUAUUGUUGUUGCAAUAUAAUUCUCCUUGCUCUUGAGGUUUCCAUUGAUAUGGCUGCUGUAUUAUUUUAUUAUCUUGAAGGAACCUAUACUGAAUAUUUUGUUGUGCCCUGUUGACUACAACAAUGAUAUGUAAUAGUUUGCGGCCUAGGCUCCUAGCUGCUUAUGAAAACCUCUUGCUUCUCAUUUAA
Messenger RNA from Dendrobium catenatum, 1034 nucleotides. Its product is annotated as actin-depolymerizing factor 4. Gene Ontology annotation, biological process: actin filament depolymerization. Bases 192 to 611 code for a protein of 139 amino acids. Gene Ontology annotation, molecular function: actin filament binding. The record is from RefSeq and is a predicted model, not a curated record. The transcript has 3 exons. Gene Ontology annotation, cellular component: cytoplasm; actin cytoskeleton. NCBI's taxonomy places the organism in Eukaryota, Viridiplantae, Streptophyta, Magnoliopsida, Asparagales, Orchidaceae.